Messenger RNA from Gamsiella multidivaricata, 1110 nucleotides. Its product is annotated as ClpP/crotonase-like domain-containing protein. Gene Ontology annotation, cellular component: mitochondrion. The record is from RefSeq and is a predicted model, not a curated record. Gene Ontology annotation, biological process: fatty acid beta-oxidation. NCBI's taxonomy places the organism in Eukaryota, Fungi, Mortierellomycota, Mortierellomycetes, Mortierellales, Mortierellaceae. The transcript has 5 exons. Bases 71 to 958 code for a protein of 295 amino acids. Gene Ontology annotation, molecular function: enoyl-CoA hydratase activity.
CUCCCUUCUCUUCCUCUCUUCGCUCUCUUCUCUUUCAUUCCUCAUCCCCACACUCGACAUUCAUUCAGCUAUGUUCUCUGCUCUUCGUCAGCCCCUUGCUCGCGCUACUGCCGCCAAGCCCUUGGCCCGCGCGUUCUCUGCUUAUAGCCCUGUCCAAAAUGCUGUAGCUCCAACAAAGUCGGCGAACUUGGAGUACCUCUUGACCGAGACCCGUGGACGCGUUGGAGUUGUGACGCUUCAUCGCCCCAAGGCCUUGAACGCGCUCUGCAACGGCCUCUUUGUGGAGUUGAACCAGGUCCUGAAGGAAAUGGAUAACAACAAGGAGAUCGGGGCCAUUGUCCUCACUGGAAGUGAGCGCGCUUUCGCUGCUGGUGCCGACAUCAAGGAGAUGAAAGACAGGACCUUUAUUGAGAACUAUACGGAGGACUUCUUGGGCCACUGGACCCAGAUCACCAAGAUUCGCAAGCCUAUCAUCGCUGCCGUGAACGGAUUCGCUCUUGGCGGUGGAUGCGAGUUGGCCAUGAUGUGCGACAUCAUCUAUGCUGGCGACAAGGCCGUGUUCGGUCAGCCCGAGAUCAAGUUGGGCACUAUUCCCGGAGCCGGUGGCACGCAGCGUCUGGUCAAGGCCGUUGGCAAGUCCAAGGCGAUGGAGAUGUGCCUGACUGGAUCUGUGAACUUGACGGCUGAGGAGGCCGAGCGCGCGGGUUUGGUCAGCAGGGUGCUGCCUGCGGAUGUUGUGGUGGACGAGGCCGUGAAGACGGCGGAGAAGAUCGCGGGGUUGUCGCAGCCGAUUGUGCAGAUGGUCAAGGAUGCGGUUAACCAGUCGUUUGAAAUGCCUCUGUCGGCUGGGUUGACGUUCGAGAGACGGUUGUUCCACUCGACGUUUGCGUCCCAGGACCAGAAGGAGGGUAUGAGCGCUUUUGCUGAGAAGCGAAAGGCCAAGUUUGUUCAUAACUAAGAAGGGAAGAAGGGUCUAGUACUCUCAGUUCUCGCACCAACAGUUACUCAGCAACAGCAAAAUAAAGACAAGGCGUCAAUUGCCAGGUCUGUACUCUGUGCGUAACAGCACAAAGCAGCCAACUAGAGCAUUGUUGACCCUGGAAAAGGCGG